Molecule: messenger RNA, 3619 nt
Organism: Oxyura jamaicensis (ruddy duck)
Lineage: Eukaryota; Metazoa; Chordata; Aves; Anseriformes; Anatidae
Gene: DIRAS2
Product: DIRAS family GTPase 2
Exons: 3
Coding region: 436-1035 (199 amino acids)
Biological process (GO): signal transduction
Cellular component (GO): plasma membrane
Molecular function (GO): GTPase activity; GTP binding; GDP binding
Source: RefSeq, a predicted model, not a curated record
GAGUAACAGCGGAAAGAAAGAGCGAGGCUGCAGCUGAGCCAACAAAAGCAUCAGCCCCGGCCCAGGCGCUCGAGGAGAGCGCGGGAGAGGAGCGGAGCUGCAGGAGCACCAGCCCCAGCGCAGGCAGCAGGCAGCCGCCAGCACAGGACGCGAGGCAGGGGAGCAGGCGACAGAGCUACAGCUCCCUUUCUGGUGGGGAAAACCCACAGCAGAGAGGGCAAGCAGCUGGUGCGAUGACAGGCAGAAACUGAAGAGUUUUUGGAGCAUUCUGUUCUUUCACAGAUUACCCAAUCCACUUACUGGAAAGUGACAACCAGUAGGACACAAGUCCACCCUGGGUAAACUUGGCAUUUGAUAUAAUUUCUGUUUGUGAAAGGGGGAAAGAUUUUUCAUGUGAUUUUUCUCUCUAGCUGAGCAACAGACACACCAAGAAACAUGCCAGAGCAAAGCAAUGAUUACAGGGUUGUUGUGUUUGGGGCUGGAGGAGUUGGCAAAAGUUCUCUGGUCUUGAGAUUUGUGAAAGGUACUUUCAGAGAGAGCUACAUCCCUACCAUAGAAGACACCUAUCGGCAGGUGAUCAGCUGUGAUAAAAGUAUAUGCACUUUGCAGAUAACUGACACUACCGGAAGCCAUCAAUUUCCAGCCAUGCAACGUCUUUCUAUUUCUAAAGGACAUGCUUUCAUUUUGGUUUACUCUAUCACCAGCCGACAGUCCUUGGAGGAACUCAAACCGAUCUAUGAACAAAUAUGCCAGAUUAAGGGAGAUGUAGAAAGCAUUCCUAUAAUGCUGGUGGGGAACAAAAAUGACGAGAAUCAAAAUCGAGAAGUGGACAGCAGUGAAGGAGAAGCCAUGGCCAAGAAGUGGAAGUGUGCCUUCAUGGAGACCUCUGCCAAGCUGAACCACAAUGUGAAGGAGUUAUUCCAAGAGCUGUUAAACCUAGAAAAACGCAGGACUGUGAGUUUACAAAUUGAUGGCAAAAAAAGCAAGCAACAGAAAAGGAAAGAGAAGCUGAAAGGCAAAUGUGUGGUCAUGUGAUACUGCACUAACAGAAGUCAGUCAUGCUGUCUCACCUGCCUGAUAUUUCCUAUAGACAGCAAACAACCAUACAAGACCCUAUUGAUAGGUAUCUGUUUUGAAAGAAAUAUUUGUAAUUUGAAAAAAAAAAAAAGUUACUGUGGUUACUAUGAAAAAAUUUCAAAAUUUGUAUGUUCCAGAUAUCAGUGAAAAAAAAAAAAAAAAGAUCCAGGAUACCUAAUUUAAUAAUUUACAUAGUAAAAGAAAUUUCAUCUUUAGCAUACUGUGGAAGAUUUGGGAAGUCAGCAUCAUAACAUUUAUAUUUGCAUGUAACUGCACUGGAAAGCAAUGUAUAAUGCUAGUAGAAAAACCAAUGUCAACAAAGAAGCCGAGGACAUAUAACUGCAUGUUGGAUGAAGUUACCGUACUCUGUAAGAGUGCUGUGGACAAAUGGUUCUGUGCAAUUUUCAGUACGGACUGCUGGGGCAGUGUGCAUAAAGUAAUCUCAGAUCUGCCAAAUUAUUUCUCACUAAAGGGAAAUAUGAUUAGAAGGAAUGUUAGAAGGAAUGGGGAUUUUCUUUAUCGCCCCCGGCAUGAGAUGUCUUUCUUGUAUGAUGCAGUGUUUGAAUUGGAAGAUGAGGAAAAGCCAGCACCUAUAUGAGAGAAGGAGAUCAUCUUUUCUGCACCUAUCACUCCAGGAAUGGCCUGUACUUUUGGCCCCAAGAUACUUCAGAAGAGCAGAUGUUUGCCAUUGGAGAAUGUCAGAUCAUAAAAACAGUGUGUACGUACAAACAAACAGAAUACUUCCCACGGAGGACUGGCUGGGGAGUUCUGUGCAAAACCUCUACUGAAAAGACUCAGUUUAAGAGCUGGCGAUGGAUAAAUGAACAGAUAGUGUGAUGUGCGAAUGGACUGAAAGUUUGUUGAACUUGUUGAUGCUGUUGGAGAGGGGUCAGUGUAGUACAGAAAGGUUUUGUUCAAAUUGCCAUAUUAGUUGAGUAAAACUUCUUUCCAUCACUAUAUUCCAGUUAGAAUGGUUUUGCAUUCAUACAUUGCUAGGUUUGUUGCCUUUAUAUUGUCUAAAGGGUUUUAUAUUCACUGUUUAAACACACAAUUUGAACUGCUGUGACUAUUAUAGAGCCAAAUCCUACAUCUGGUGUUAGGACCCACAAGAGUCUCUAACAGAAGACUUGCUGGGUAAGUACUACAGGAUUUGGCAUAUUAAGAGUUGCAAUCAGUACUGUGUUACAGAGCAAUACAAGGCUCAGAAUAUAAAUAAUAAUAAAAAAACUGGUUCAAACCACUCUGUCAGGGGAAACUGUUCUUCUCAAAAUCUUCUAAAGGGGAUAAAUGCUAAAAAUGUGAGCUUUUCUGGAUUUCUCUUAAAACCUUUUUUAAAAAAUAAAUGAAUGAGUAAAGUAUGUAUCCUACUCAUAACAAAGAUCAUCAAAGAUAAAAGAAGCACAUACAUUUUUUUUUUUUAUUUUUUUUUUAAGACAUCAAAAUUGUAUAAGCUACAAUUUGCACAUUAGGAACUGCUUUGAAAUAAUAAAACCAACGUCAUAUUUUAGGGAAACUUUUACAUCAAAACCAUAGUAUGAGAAAAUGCCGUCAAGUAUUAUUAAUAGUAGUAUGCAUGCUGUUGCAUUAUAAAUGUCUUCUAAUAGCUGUUCAAAUGCAGUAUUGACAUUAAGAAUUGUUACCUUGUUGCUCUUAAAGCUAUUGCUUGUUUACCUUCUACCUUUCCAAACAAAAGUGCAGAUAUUUCAUAAGUAGUGUGAUAGUAUACAUGUCUUUGAGCAAAAACUGCUGUUAGCACUAUCUAGAAAGGAGCACAAUUUAUGUCAUUCACUCAGAAUAAGUCCUGGCAGCAUUAAUAACAAGGGUAAAACUCCUAUUGAUUUUAAAGAAGAUACAGUUUUGAUGUUUAUGAUGUUAGAAAAGAAAAUUGGAGAGAGCAGGAAAAAGGCUAAGAUGCUUCCUUAGCAAUAAUUUCCUGGCUCUUAAGCAUUGCUUUUUCUCCAUAAGUCUCAAAGCACUUUACACAAAGGAUAGCAUCAUUACCUUAACUUUGCAGAUGGUGAAACUGAGGCACAAAGAGAGGAAGCAACUGCACAAGGGUACCCAUUAGGUUAGUGACAGACCAAGGUAGAAAAACAGAUCUCCCCACUCCCCAUCCAGUGCUCUGUCUGCCUUUGGUCAGACUGACUCUUCAGACCCUUACAUACUUCCUAAAAAAUAUAAAGAAGCCUGGUAUAGCUUACACAGCUAAGUGAAUCUUUUCCUUCUCAGUGUGUCAAUAGGUCAAACAGUAUUUCCAGAUCAGGGAUGCAAAACAUUCAAAAGCACUAUGUUAAGUAUGACUUUUCUACGUUUUUACACAUUUACUCUGUUUGUAAGCAAAUGGUUCAAGAUACUUAUCUUUACAGCACUGGAUUCCACUAACAGAACUGCAAAAUCCAAAGCAGGACUACAGCUGGGGAGCAAUGAGUCAUAUACUGAGGUCAGCAGGACAGGGAUGUCCCACUGAUGCACUGAUGCCAAAAGGUCAUUAUGCAUAAUGCACUUCUACGAGACCAGCAUGGAAUUACAAUAGAAGCCAAAA